Molecule: messenger RNA, 1977 nt
Organism: Mya arenaria
Lineage: Eukaryota; Metazoa; Mollusca; Bivalvia; Myida; Myidae
Product: schlafen-like protein 1
Exons: 6
Coding region: 339-1250 (303 amino acids)
Source: RefSeq, a predicted model, not a curated record
UAGAUUGUUUACAUUGACAACUUAUGUCUGUUUUACAGAUAACACAUUAUAAUUGGUGCAAGGACGUUAUGUUAUGAAUUUUGAAGAGGUUUCACGUAUCUAAAUAUCUAUAAAUCACUAUACAGUAUGCUUCAAAACAAUCAUUGGAAUUAAUAAAGAUAUUAAUAGUCUUUUAAAUUAAAUAACAUCAGUGUCACAGUUUCAGUGGGCGUAAUUAAGUGGCACACGUCAAACGCAAAGGAUUUAAGAUGUUUAUGUUAUGUAAUUGUGUGCUGUCGGAACUGUAGUAAUAAGCUAAAACAAGAAAACGUUCGGCUGUUCAUGGAAGUGGAUGAGAAAUGGGCAGACGAAAUAAUAAGAACCGAAACUGGGUUCAGAAUCAUCAGCAGCCUCCAAUGGCUGGACCGGCACGGGCGCAACCUUCUUCGCAAUUACUGUUUAGGCAUGGAGAACACAUAGGGUCGGAGGAUCGUAGCACAGAGUUCAAAGAAGGUCCAGGGUUUAUCCAAAACGAAUUUCGUGCCAACGUGGCGAAAUACGUUUCGGCAUUUGUCAACAGUCAUGAAAACGGAAGACUAUUCUUAGGAGUCAAUGAUGGAGGAUACGUGACAGGCUACCAAUUAAACCAAACACAAGAGGAUCGUCUUAGACUUCAAAUUGAUGAUGCGAUCAAAGAUAUAAAGCCGACUAUAUUUCCGAACGACUACUCUGUCGACUUUACACCCGUAGCAGAUCAAAACGGAUAUAUAGCGGAAGGGUUUAGAUCAGGAUGGUACUUCGUUGUGAUAUGUAUCAUGGUCCACGGGAAAAGUGUUAACACGAAUGGUCAGCUCUACAGCACACUUCAAGGCACCUUUAUGAGAAGAGACGGCGGAGUGCAAACUUUGAACGCCCAGGAUAUACACAACUUCUAUCAAAGAAAACAUCUAACUGAGAUGGAUCGGCUGAAAAAUGAUGUCAGCAACCUAGAACAGAGAAACAAACAAAAAGACAAUGAGUUUGACAGAAAAAUGCGAGAAAUGGAAAAUAGACACAAACAGACGGAAGAAUCGCUUGAAAGAGAAAAACGUGAACUGCUUGCCAAAACUAGUGAACAACAAGAAGUAAUAGAAAGGUUAAAACAGCAACGUGAGGAGACUGUAGAGGUCCGAGGAGCAGAGGGGUCAAAACAGACCUUAGAAGAAAUCCAGAAACUUCGUGCCAUAAUUGAAUCACAACAUAAAAAAUCAAAAGUGUGUUCAAUAUCCUAGAAUGGAUUAUAAAGUACUCUGUUCAGUCACAUUUUACAUGGAUACUGUCAAUAAAGAUUUGCUUGUAAAAAAAAUCAAAGAAAUGCGCCAACUAUUUCUCAAAUAGGCAAAAGGGCCUAUCUGAAAUAUUUUAUUAUCACAACGUUUUUCAUUCAACCUUUGUUAAAAUUGAGUUACAUAUAUUUUAUUACUUUUUAUAAACAAACAUCAAACAGCAGCUUGCAGAUACUCAGUUGAACAGAUUGUGUAAGUCCGUACCUAAAAAGAUCAAAUGUAACAAAUAUUUAUUUUUUUCACAUUUUAAACGAAUUGUUUUGUCCAUUUCCAAUCCUAUAGAACGUGAAGGAGUUUGAACAUACUGUUCAAGAUGAUAUAGUUGUGUUCUGUCUUUUUAUAGACGUAGAUCAAAUAUAUUGUCAUGUGGUUCAGGUUUGGCUUUGCAUUCCAUAAAAUUGUUUGCUCAUGUUUAUUUUUAUCAUGUCUGAAUGCUGAUAUCAAAACAUAUCAUAUGUAUGCAUUGUGAGGUUUAUUUGUAUUUUUUUUCAUUUCAAUUGUAUGAUUAUGUUCUUUUUUCUUCUUGGCUUGAUAGCUUGUUUCUUCAAUCAUUGCGUUCAUUGAUCUCAUUUGAAUUGCUAGUAUUAUUUGUUCCUUGUAUUGCUGGUCAUAGUCAGUAAACAUUUCCAUAAAAAUAUACUUGAGUUUUAAUAAACUAUACAAUAAAAGACUG